AUGACGAUGGUCCACCUUGAUCCGGGUAAGCAAAAACCAAGACUAGCCUUCGACAGAGAGCUCGUUUUCCCUAAUUUGGCUCCAGGCCAUUCCCUCAUUAAUGAUUACGGGGGAGUCUUGUCAACUAGUCUCUGCGCCCCGCAAAAUGAAUCAAUAUUGUAUUCUAAAGAAGCCACCGAGAGUGAAAAAUCCCAAAUGCACCGCUGGCUAGAACCUAAUGGCAGCCAUGCAACGGACCCUGACGACAUGGCAAACAAAACUUCGAUGACCCACGAGGCUAUGAGCAAUGGUCUUGACGGCUGGCCUGAAGCUCUUACGUCACCAUAUUUCGAGGAAAGUAAGGUGCAAUUUUAUGGUUGUCAGGUCCAGUCAUCCGCACAAAUUCAGGGUCCGUUCAUACAAAGCGUUCGCGAGAUAUCCAUACCUCAGACUCAUGGCCAGUACGCACAAUACGCUGCGCAUGCCGGCAAUCAAGAGAGAACAGUCGGAGAAAACAUCGAGACUGAUGAUGUCAUACUUGGUGUAGCUCAUCCCAUUCCCCGGGUGCCCAUCUUAUGCAUGACUGGCAGCAGCUUCUCAUCAUUUUCCGGCCUUGAACCUGAAUCUGUGGCAACAUCACCCUUCAGUACGCCUGAUAAUUCACGUGAAUCUUGGCUCACUGGCAAUAGAGCUCAAACCCAAGAAUGGGCAAUCAGUGGAGUCGAGUCAUCCGAGCUUCUCCGAACGUCAUCAGAAAAAACCUCUUUGCCUAUUAUCAACUGCUCAACUUCAGUUAGCGGGCCUUCUACGCCGCCCCCGUGGUCUACUGCCGGAGUUCGAGCAGCCUGCAAUGUGCAACAACAAAGUAAUAGCCGCGGUGAUGCUCUCUGGGUCGAGAUUCCAUGUAAACUGAGCAUGAAUGGGCUUGAUGACCAGGUGACAGAGGACUUCGAUCAUGAUGCCACUGCCAACAACAAUCUUCAAAGUUCGCCGCUGCAGGUUAACGCCUGUCAAUAUUAUGCACAGUCAACUGUGACCCGCUGUCAAAGCAGACUCGGGCACGCUAGUUUUCCCCUUAUCAACGAACGAUUUUCAGACGAUUCACAAUACAGAACAGCCCAGCCCUACCAUGAUAGCCCCUGUAUACACCACUUGGUGCAGCCAACCUUCACAACCAACAAGGGAUGCUUUCUCCGAGGCCAGGGAGCUAGUAAGCAAAUCGCUUGUCACAGCGACGGCAGAGACGCGUUCCUGGUGGAAUGUAAGCGACGCGGGCUCUCUUACAAGGACAUUAAGAGAAUUGGUGGCUUCAAAGAAGCCGAAUCAACACUUCGAGGAAGAUUUCGGACGCUGACGAAAUCAAAAGCACAGCGAGUGAGGAAACCUCAGUGGCAAGAGAAAGAUAUAAGCCUUCUAUGCCAAGCAGUGAAGGCCUGCAUAGAAGACGACAAGCAAUCCCGUAGUGAUAAUGGGUCUAGCUGUCGACCUCCUACCACCAGUCAGCCGCCCAAGGUGUCCUGGAAGAGAGUAGCCCAAUAUAUUUGGACACAUGGCGGCUCAUAUCACUUUGGAAAUGCCACUUGCAAGAAGAAGUGGUGCGAGAUACACGGUGUGAAGCUCUGGAAUUAA
Molecule: messenger RNA, 1608 nt
Organism: Aspergillus pseudotamarii
Lineage: Eukaryota; Fungi; Ascomycota; Eurotiomycetes; Eurotiales; Aspergillaceae
Exons: 2
Coding region: 1-1608 (535 amino acids)
Source: RefSeq, a predicted model, not a curated record